AUGAUCAAUCAAACAACUAACCUUUUCACUCAACUAGCUAAUCAAUAUUUAAAAGGUGAAAUUGAAUAAGAUGUUAUUACUGAUCCUGAAAUACAAAAAGUUGUUCAUGGACUUUAAAAAAAGAGUGAAACAACUAAAAGUAAAACCUUAUCAGAACUUAAAACUCUCUUACCAAAUAAAUCAUAAGACUUCUUUGAUCAAUUUACACCAACAUUUGUAAAUAUUUAUCGUAGAUAUGUUGAUAAUGAAUAUGAAAGAAGAGUUUUAGAAUUAGCCAAUUAAGUUUUAUCCUUAAUUUGUGAAUAUGGAAAAAAAUCAUUAUCUAAAAAAUUCAAAUAAUUAUUUCCAUAAUGGUUUAUCAUGAUCAAUGAUUACAAUUCAGAAGUAUAAAUCUAAUUUAUUUAUUAAUUAGAUUUCAUCAGCUGCAAUUAAUGCAUUUCAAAUUGCAUUCCCAACUCAAGAAAAAUAACUGUAAGCUAUCAAAAUGUGUAGUGAUCAAUAUAUCAUUGACUUAAAGUUGUACUUAUCUCUUUCAAUAUCUACAAUCAAAUAAGAAUCUAAUUUGGAAGAUGAAAAAGUUGAUCACAUCUAUGAAAGAUUAAAAGUAUCAGCAAUAAAUUCAAUAAAAACUGCUAUAUUAUGGAAUCCCGAUAAUGAAUUCAUAGAAUAGAUUAUGAAAUUACUUGAUUUCACUAAUAAGACUACUAUAAUUGUUGAAUUACUCAAUACAUAAAAAACAAGAAUUGUGGCUACUAUUAUUGAAACUCUACAUUUUCUGUUAACUAAUGAUUAUUCUGCUCCAUUUGUAUUAAAUAAAAGUGAUCAAUUACUCAAAAAAACUGUUUAACUCUUUGAAUAAAAAGAUCGUUUGAUUGUUAGUGCAAUAUGGAAAGGUUUUGUAACUAAAUUAUUCUAAAGAGUAUAAUAAGAUCAAAUCUUAAAACUUUAAGGUCUUGAAAAUAAAUCUUUAGAUCUAAUUUCUAAAGCUGGUUUUGGUGUUGGAAAAUUAUUAUAUGAUUAAUUAGUUAUAUUUGUAUCACUUAAUCCAAUUUACAGUGUACUUGAUAUUAAAAAAGAAGAAGUUUUUAGAUAAAAGUUAGCAUCUAUUACAAAAUUAUUAAAUGCCAUCUUAUUAGGUAUCACACAUGAAGAAAGUAGAUUUUUUUCAGAAAAUUUAAUCAAUAGUUAUUUUGAAAUUCUAUACUUUUUAAUUUGUAAAAGAAUGAUUCCUCCUCUUAUUCAAUAUAAUUAAUGUUUAGGUUAAGUUAAAAAUAUUAUUGUAUAAUCAAUCAAAUAAGUUUUAUAAAGUACUUUGUCUUAAUAAGCUGUUUAAGCAUAUAAUCAUAAUCCUUAUAAAUAAGUACCACAGAGUUUAUUAUAGUUUUUCAAUAUAUUAAAAGUCAAAGAAGAAUAAUAAGAAUUCUUACUUGAAAUUAUUAAAGCUAUUAUUAAUGAGUUUAAAACUUUAUAAUUAGAGGAAUAUUAAGUUUUUGUAAACAUAAUUUAAUAAUUACUCAAAGUUAAGAAUGAUAGUCCUUCUUAUUAAGUAGUUUAAUAAUAUUUGACCUUUGUAUUUGAUGAAAUCUAUAACAAUAAUGAUUUCUAAAGAGGAUCUUUACUCUUUGAAGUCAUACCAAAUUCACAAAUUUUUAAAAAAGAGAACUUUGGUUUAAAAAUUUAAGAAACUAUUUAUAAUCUAUUUAAUUCUAUUGAAUUAGUUUCUACAGAAGAAUUAUUGAAAAAAUGUGCUUAAAUUAAAUUAUAUAUCUAUAAUUUAUAAAGAAUAAAUGAACAAUAAAUAAUUGAAUCUAUACUAUAAAAAAUUAUUAAUCAAGAAUAUAAAUAGGUUAUUCCAAAAGAAGAAUAGUAAACUUUUAAAAUAAAGUGGAUUUGUUUACAUAAUCUUGUUGAUGCAAGUUUAGAUCCAAUAUUUUAUUAAAAGUAUUUAACAAUGAAAGAUUCUUCAUAAGAAUAUAAUCUUAUCGAAAAAUUUGUAAAGUAUUAGUAAUUAUAAUAAAAUGAAACCUUUGUAACUAAAUUCUUAAGCCAAUCACUUAGUAUCACAAAUUUAAGUUAAAAAAUAUUUAUUCCUUGUAUUAUUUAAAAUGCUAAUAAAUAAAUUUUAAAUAUAUUAAUAUCUAGAUAUACAUAAAUAGGUUAAUAAGUUAUUAAGACAUUCGAUAAAAAUUAUCUUUAAAUAUUUGAAGAGUUAUCAUUCAUAAUGAAUAAAUUGCAACCAUAAUAAUUGAUUUUCGAAGUUUUACUAUAAUUGUAUUUGAAAAAUCAAAGUUAAAAAGGAAGUUUUCUUUAUAAAUUAAUAAACAAAAAAUAUUAAAAUUUGUUUGUAUAAUUUUUUAAAUCUAUUUUGCCAUCAAUAAAAACUGAAACCUUACCUUAAUAUUUACAUUUCUUUUAAGAUCUCUUUGUAUAAUUAAAUAGCUAAGAAGUAUUACAAUUUUUAGAUUUUAACUUUUAAAGUCCUAUAUCUUGGAAAAUCUUAUCCUUAAUUGAGAUUCCAUAAGAUUAUUUCAAGAAAAUGUAUCAAAACAAUUAGCUAGAGUAAAUAGCUAUGUUUUUAGCAUCGAAUUAUUCAUCUAUCAUGUUAUAUGAUCAUAAAUUGAAAAGAUUCAUUUAGAAUAUUUUAGGAAAUCAAAUUAUUCCAAUUAUCCUUGAUUCUUAUGAAUAAUCAGAAACAAAUAGCUUAAAUCUAAUAAAAAUUUUAUUUAAUAAUACUGAAAUAGUUUAUGGAGUAGCUCUAAAAAAUCUUAUAAAAUAAAUAAUGACAGAAGAGAAAGAGAAUAAAUAUAGAUCAAAAUAAACAGAUUUCUUAUCUUAAUUGAUAGUUGAAUAACUUUAAAUAGCAUUGGAUGUAAAUAAUGUUAAUAAGUUAAUAACAAUUAGAUAAAUUAUAAAUAUAGUUGAUUUAAAACCAUAAUUUUAAAAUAUUUUGUAGAUUUAUCAAGAAAAAAAAUAGAUUUAAUAUCUUGAUUUUUACACUCUUAUGCUAAGGUAAUAAGCUGAUCUAUUAGAAUUAGAAGAUGAGUUAGAAUUAGACUAAACAAUCAAAUUGCUUUUCGAUAUGAAUUUGGAAACAAAUUAUGAUAAGAUGGUUGCUUUUGAUUUUAUAAAUUUAAUUUGCGAAAGAAAAACAAUCACUCCAUUUGCAGCUUAUAUAAAACAAAUUAACAAUUUAUUUAGGUAGUUAUUUUAGUAAAAUGUUUAAUUAAAAAGAUUUUACUCAUUUAGUAUAGUAUCAGCACUUUAAUUUGUAAGAAAAAUUUUGAAUUUUAUUGAAGCAUUUCCAAUAGAAUUUAUAGAUUAUUUAAAUUUUGAGUUAACAGAUUCUUUAUUAUAAAUAAUACAAUUUUGUGAGAAUCCAAAUCCAGAUUUUAUGGAUGAACAAAAUGAUACUUUAUUUAUUGAAUAUGCGGAAACUCUUUUGCGUUGUAUUUAAAUGGAAUAGUGGUAAAAGAUUGAUGAUAGUAUAUAUUAUCAAUUAUUAUAAUGUCCAUUUAUAAGUAUACAAAAAGCUGCAUUUAUUGCAUUAAAGAAUAUAUAAAAUCAUAUUGGUUUAAGUGCAGUUUUGGAUGGAUUUGAUAUGAAAAAAGAAGAAAUGAGAAGAUUAAGAUAAGAAGAUGAGGAAGAUGUAGAAGAUAUCAUAACAUUUCCUUUGGAGGGUAAAAUAUUAACAAAUUUACUUGCUUGGUUAGUGGUUUUAUAGAAUAAGAAUUGUGUUCAGUUUAAAGAUAAGUUUCCUACUUAUUUGAGUAAUUUGUUAUACAUUUUAUAAUUCUUAAAUGAUAAUGGUGUUAUAGCAAGAUUUAAUUAUAAGGAAAUUUAUUAAUAAGAAUUGAAUUUAAUGGUAAUUUAGGAUGAUCAAUCAGAAUUAUUAAAAAUGAUAGUUAUUUCAUUUUACUAAUUUAUUGUCGCUUAAUAAAGUUAUUUUAAAUAAUGGUAUAAUUAAGAGUGUAAUACAACUUAAAAGAGAUAAUUGGAGGAUUUGCUUUAGGUAAUUAGUAAAGCAAUUUACACAAGGGAAAUUGAAUUGAUAGAAUUAAAUUAAGAAGAGUGGCGUAGUGAGGGAUUUGAUAUUUAUAUUUCAAAAAAUCAAUAAGAAAUAACUGCUACAUAUUAAAAAGAAGAAUAAAAAAUAGAAAUAUUAAUAUAAGUUCCAGCUGGUUUUCCUUUAAAACCUUUGAAAGUUGAAACUAAAAAAGGUGUAAAGAUUAGUGAAGAUAAAUUAAAAAAGUGGAGUUUAAUGAUAAGAAUGAUUUUAUAAAAUGAAAAUGAUACUAUAUUAACUGCAUUAAAAUUAUGGAAAUAGAAUAUAGAUUAAUAAUUUUAAGGUAUAUAUUUAUUUAUAAAAUAAUAUUGUUAGAUCUUGAAGAAUGUGCCAUAUGUUAUUAUAUAAUUCAUUAAAAUGGAGAAUUACCAAAAAUGGCUUGUAGAACAUGCAAACAUAAAUUUCAUUCAACUUGUAUUUAGAAAUGGUUUCAUAGUAGCAAUAAAAGUGAUUGUCCAUUAUGUAAGAGUUAAUUUUUAUGA
This is a messenger RNA of Paramecium sonneborni, 4545 nucleotides long. Lineage: Eukaryota; Ciliophora; Oligohymenophorea; Peniculida; Parameciidae. The record is from the annotation of a GenBank genome assembly.